GAGGAACGGAAAACAAGAACGCAGACGGCUGGAGCAAGAAACACAGAUUGCUGAAAAGUGCGACUUUACUGACAUCCUUGACCUUGACAGCAAGAAGUUUUCCAAAACACUACAUCAUAACGGAACCAUCCCGCAUUGCAAUACAAGAACAGGAGAGGGCGCCAAACAUUCUUUGGGUCUGGAACACGGGACGACAAAGACAGAUGGAAGAUGCUUCGAUUAUAGCUUAAUAAUGGAGAUUGAAAUGUUGGUUGCUGUUGAUACUUAUAGUGGAUGGUUGUACUGCACUUUUACAGCAGCCCAGGAUUGCAGGCUGGGGCUGCUGAUGUAUGUCUGACUAAAAUCAGAUCCUUACUCAGCGAUGCUGGCAAGGUGGAGUUGAAGACAGAGUUGUGCUACAAUGUUGAGGUCCCGGACAAAGAUCCUCUGAGCAAGAAGGAUCUUCAGACCUUGUACUGGAUCCUAGAGACACCCUUUGAGAGCACCGGCCUGGCGACAAGCUCCUCCCUGAAGACCGACCGAACCAAAGAGGGCGCCCUCAUCAUUGAAACAGGGCCAAGACUGAACUUUUCUACUGCGUGGUCAACCAACGCUGUCUCGAUGUGCCAGUCUGCUGGUCUGACUCAAAUCACUCGCGUAGAGCGCUCGCUGCGAUACUUCAUCAUGGCAUCGAUGGCGAACGGGUCUGGCGUGAAGAUCUCAUCCGUUGCGGAAAGAGAAAUCAGUGGUUGUCUACACGACAGAAUGACAGAGUGCCGAUAUGCUGAACCAUUGGAAAGCUUCGCAAUAGAGGUGCGUCCAGAACCGGUAUAUGACGUCAAAGUAAUGGAGGAAGGAAGAAGCGCUCUAGAAAAAGCAAAUAAGGAAUUAGGGCUGGCUUUUGAUGACUGGGAUUUAGAAUUCUACACCGAGCUAUUCCAGAAGAAAGCAAAGCGCAACCCGACAAGCGUAGAGUGCUUUGAUCUAGCACAGUCCAACAGUGAGCACAGCAGACACUGGUUCUUCAAGGGGCGGAUGGUGAUUGACAAAGAAGAGCAUCCGCAAUCUCUCUUUAAGAUGGUCAUGGACACUCAAGAAGCCAGCAAUCCAAAUAACGUCAUCAAAUUCUCCGACAACAGCAGUGCAAUUAAGGGAUACAAGGUUCAGACUCUGGUCCCAGAGACCCCAGGUGUGGGUGCCUCAUCAUUCAACAAACAGGAAGCUGAACGACACAUCAUCUUCACUGCCGAGACCCACAACUUCCCCACGGGUGUGGCUCCGUUUAGUGGUGCAACCACAGGGACCGGAGGGCGUAUACGUGAUGUACAAGCUGCAGGCAGGGGUGCUCAUGUUGUUGCUGGGACGGCAGGAUACUGCUUUGGGAACUUACAUAUUCCAGAGUAUGAUCUACCUUGGGAAGAAAAGUCAUUCGAGUACCCAUCCAACAUGGCGUCCGCUCUACAGGUGAUCGUCCAGGCAAGCAAUGGGGCGUCAGACUACGGGAACAAGUUUGGAGAGCCGGUGCUGACCGGUUUUGCGCGGUCAUUCGGCAUGGUAGUCGGUGAUGCAGACAGACGAGAAUGGGUUAAACCAAUCAUGUUCAGCGGUGGUAUGGGGUCGUUGGAGAGUGGUCAUGUGACUAAAAAAAACCCAGAGACAGGAAUGAAAGUGGUAAAGCUCGGGGGCCCUGUGUACCGCAUUGGUGUUGGUGGUGGCGCGGCCUCUUCCAUUCAGGUCCAGGGGGACAAUACUGAGGAGCUUGACUUUGGAGCCGUUCAGCGAGGGGAUGCUGAGAUGGAACAGAAGAUGAACAGGGUGAUCCGUGCUUGCAUAGAGAUGGGCACCAAGAAUCCGAUAAGCAGUAUACAUGACCAGGGUGCUGGUGGGAAUGGCAAUGUGUUAAAGGAGAUUUCUGAGCCAGCCGGUGCCCUGAUCCGUGCCAAAGAGUUCCAAUUGGGAGAUCCAACCAUCAACACAAUGGAGCUAUGGGGCGCCGAGUACCAGGAGAGCAACGCCAUUCUCAUUCCGGGGGAGGCAGAAGGCAUUUUGAGUGACAUCUGCCAGAGGGAGAAAUGCCCAGUUUCAUUUGUGGGAGACAUUACUGGGGAUGGCAAAAUACGACUGGAGCAAGAAGAGGCAGAGUGUGUGGAAAAUGGCGCCCUCAACGGGGAGUCAGCUAGUAAGAAGAAGAGGUCGUGCUCAUACCCUGUUGACCUUGACCUGGAGUGGGUCUUGGGGUCAAUGCCCAGGAAGAUAUUCAACAUGGACCGUGUCAAGCCCAAUCUCAAGCCACUUAGCCUGCCGACUAAUCUCACAGUCAAAGAUGCCGUUAAUCGUGUUCUACGUCUGCCGUCUGUUGCCAGCAAACGAUACCUCACAAACAAGGUUGAUCGCUCAGUGACCGGUCUGGUAGCCCAGCAGCAGUGCGUUGGUCCCCUCCAUACCCCACUAGCUGAUGUAGCAGUCACGGCUCUGACUCAUUUUGAUACUGUCGGCUCAGCUACCUCCAUCGGUGAGCAACCAAUCAAGGGACUGAUAGAUCCAGCUAGUGGUGCUAGGAUGUCCGUUGCUGAAGCUCUGACCAACCUCGUCUUUGCUAGAGUAUCCUCACUCAAGGAUGUGAAGUGCAGUGGCAACUGGAUGUGGCCUGCCAAGCUGCCAGGCGAGGGUGCUGCAUUGUUUGACGCAUGUGCAGCCAUGUGCGAUGCGAUGAAGGAGCUGGGGAUAGCGAUCGAUGGAGGGAAGGAUUCUCUGAGCAUGGCUGCUCGCGUUGGCACAGAGACUGUCAAAGCUCCUGGUGCUCUAGUGAUCUCAGCGUAUGUUGGUUGCCCAGACAUUAACGCCACCGUCGCCCCCGAUCUGAAGUGUCCCAACGGCUGUGGGAGCAUCUUAUUUGUUGACCUUAGCUGUGGUCAGAGACGACUAGGAGGUUCGGCCCUGGCCCAGUGCUACAAGCAGGUUGGUGACACGGUGCCCGACAUGUAUAACCCUGGUAUGCUGGCUCAAGCAUUCAACAUCAUGCAGGAACUAAUAACUGAGGGGCUGUUGACCAGCGGUCAUGACGUCAGCGAUGGUGGACUUAUCACUUGCCUAUUGGAGAUGACCUUUGCAGGAAAUUGUGGAAUGGAGGUCAAUAUUGAAAACAACAACAAAGUCUCAGAUUUGGAGGUUCUAUUUGCGGAGGAGUUGGGGUUAGCUUUGGAGGUGUCGACUGAGCAUGCCCAGAUGAUCUGCCAGAGGUUUACCGGGAAGGGAGUGCCGUGCUCCGUGAUUGGUCAAUCCUGUGGACAGGGUCCGGACUCCAUGGUCCGUCUCUCGGUGAACGGCACCAACGUCUUGACAGAGAAGAUGACCUUCUUGAGAGACAUCUGGGAGGAGACGAGUUUCCGUUUGGAGAAUUACCAAACCAACCCAGAGUGUGUGGCUAAAGAGAGAGAAGGACUGUCUAAGCGCGUAGCUCCUCCGUACAAGCUGACCUUCGACCCCAACCAGCACAAAAUCGAUGAAGAAAUAGCCAAGCCAGGCUUCGUCGGACCUAAAGUCGCUGUGAUUCGCGAGGAGGGUAGUAAUGGUGAUCGUGAGAUGGUCGCCUCGUUGAUGAGCGCUGGCUUUGAGGUCUGGGAUGUCAACAUGCAGGACCUUGCUUCAGGGAGAGCCACCCUGGACCAGUUCCGAGGAGUGGUGUUUGUUGGUGGAUUCAGCUAUGCUGAUGUCUGUGGCUCUGCUAAAGGCUGGGCUGCGGCCAUCCUGUUCAACCCUACGGUGCGAGCCCAGUUUGAUGCCUUCAGGGCGCGUAGUGACACCUUUUCCUUGGGCGUCUGUAACGGGUGCCAGCUGAUGGGUUUACUUGGCUGGGUGGCCCCAGACCAUGGACAAGAAAAGACCAGUGGAGAUUCAGCCUCCUCCAAGCAGGGUGUUUUCCUCACACACAACAAAUCUGAGAAGUUUGAAUCGCGGUUUGUCAGUGUCCAGAUAGACCAGAGUCCUUCCGUCCUGCUUCAGGGAAUGGAGGGGUCUACACUAGGCAUAUGGGUUGCUCAUGGUGAAGGGUACAUGAAAUUUGCCUCGGACACCGUCCUGAACGAAGUCACCCAGAACCAUCUAGCCCCCAUACGCUAUGUUGACGACCAAGGGCACCCGACCACCCAGUACCCACUGAACCCAAAUGGGUCCCCACUGGGCGUAGCCGCCCUCUGUUCUCCAGAUGGGCGACACCUAGCCCUCAUGCCCCACCCAGAAAGGUGCACCUUCACGUGGCAGUGGGCGUGGAUGCCGCCCGCGUGGAAACAAGACUUGAAGGCGUCGCCGUGGAUGCGCAUGUUCAAGAAUGCCUGUGCCUGGUGCUGUCAAAAGGUAUAGAUGUAUCAAAUCAAUCUGAAGUACUAGAGUCUUCGGUAAUGCAAAUCAUUUGUUGGCAAAGUUUGUUCCUACAAUAGACCCUUCUGAUGAAAUGCAGCGUGUGCACUAACAUUUUAGUUGGCAAAAUGAGGCAACAUCGUGCUGUUUUGUACACAUGGGAAGGGUCAAUUAUGGCAACGAGCGCUUGGUACCAACAAGUUGAUGCUACUUUUUAAACCAGGCUUUAACAGAGAACAAGUUAAAAACAUUGUUUGUCACGUGACAUUUUGGCUGGUAACCAUACUCUAAGUAGCAGCUAUAUGAAACUAAGCUCGACGAUUACCAACGGGACCAAAAUGCUUGCAAAUUUUGAACAUGUCAAAACAUAUUCCAUGCAAUAAAAUUUGGUGACGGUUGCACACAUUUUUCUGAAAAAUGGCUAUUAUGAAACUUAUUUUCUUGCCAUUCUCGUUUUGUUUUGUUUUUCCUUCAGCACGUUGUGAAAAUGUUGAAAAGUAAACAUCACAAUUCAUAUAUUUUCUUACCUAUUGGUGCAUUGAACACCUAGUGUUUGUUACGAAAAACGCUAAAUUUUUGUUUGUUUUUUAUUAUAUUAUUAAGUUCGGAGAAAAGAGCAGAAUGUAUUCUCUGUUAAGUACUGAAAUCUCAUAAUUCUAAUAUUAAAGGGUCUGUAUACGUUUGGUAAUGAUGAGUCUGAGACUAACUGGCAAUAAAAAACUUACUUUGUAAGAAGUACAGUAGCUUUGGAUGGUAUGAUGUAUGAGAAACAUUUCGCUUCAAAGUACUGUGAUUAUGAAACGAGAUGUUUUGAUCCCAACAAAAU
Messenger RNA from Asterias rubens (European starfish), 5161 nucleotides. RefSeq names its product phosphoribosylformylglycinamidine synthase-like. Bases 274 to 4338 code for a protein of 1354 amino acids. The transcript is spliced from 27 exons. Gene Ontology annotation, biological process: 'de novo' IMP biosynthetic process. Lineage: Eukaryota; Metazoa; Echinodermata; Asteroidea; Forcipulatida; Asteriidae. Gene Ontology annotation, molecular function: phosphoribosylformylglycinamidine synthase activity. The record is from RefSeq and is a predicted model, not a curated record.